CUACGAGCCAGAACUACAUCCAGGCGUGACUUACAAGCUUGAAAGCCCUAAAGCUACGUUGAAAAUAUUUUCAACUGGAAGUAUUACCGUGACAGCUCCCAGUGUUCAUAAUGUACAGUGUGCCAUAGAGCACAUAUAUCCCCUAGUAAGUGAAUUUGGAAAAGCGCGCACUGAAGAAGAAAUGGCCGAAUACUGGGAACUCAAGGCCAGACGACAAUUUUUUCAAGAGGAGGAGGAGUCCGACUCUGAUAAUCCCGCCGAUAUUUGGUCGCAAGAUCUGUAGUUUUGUACAUGUUGAAAAGUGUUAUUCACCUAAUAAGAAAACUCAUCUGCAAUCAUCAUGCAUAUCAAGCAGUAUAUAUGGUGUUAAUUGAGUUUUGUACUAUCACAUCAUUCAUAUUUUUACAUUCACUCAGCCUUCUUUAACAUAUUAGGUUGGUGCCAACCAAGGUUACUUUAGCUAGUCAUAAGGCCAAACAAUUAUUUUUGUGUUUCCGGUAAAGAGCAGAUACUGAGAUUAUUACAGUACGUGGAAUUUUUUUAAGUUUGGCUGCAUAGACAAUUGAUUAUAUACUUUUUAAGAAUAUUGAAACCAGUUUGAUGAGUAGAUAGAUUUUACUAUCUGUUAGAAAUUAUAUCUCAUGAGCUGUUACUUGAAGUGUGGAAAUUUUCUUUAAAUGGGAAAUGUUUGAAUACAGGCUGAACCUAAGUAUUUGAAAAGGAAAGAGUUAACAGUGGACUAAAGCACAAAUACAGCAGUUGACCUGCAUGGUGUACGAGCAAGGAAGUAGUUGAUUUUUAAAAGUACCAAUGCCUACAGCAAUUCUUUACUGAAGUAGAGUAAGGCAGUGGUUUUCUUAUGCUACUAUCUAACUGGUACUUUAUAGUCCUGCUAAUUGUCAUACUUUUCACACACUUUUCAUUUGUUGUUGGUUGCUUUACUUUUGUAUAUAGUCUAACAAGCAUGCAAAUUAUUUUUUAGCUUUGCAAUUGGAUCUUAAAUACUUGUUGGUGUGGAGAGUUCAAACAUAGCUCAGCCCAAAAAAUAGGAAAGAACUUAUAUUGACCAUAUUCACUGAGGGUCUGACAAACAGGUAAGCCUAAUUGCUUAUCAUUAUAGACCUCAUACACUUCAUUUAAUGCAAACAGUUUAUUUUUGUGCCUACCCACUGUGGUGGUGUCCAACUAUUGAGAAGGGUACACAAAUAUAAAUCAUGAGGAAUUUAAUAGCAACAGUGGGAAAUAAGAAUUAUGGAUAAAGUCCUAACCAUUUCCACAACUUAUAACCUAGUACCCCAAUCUUAGUUUUAUUUCAGUCUCUCAUCCAUCAUGGUGCCUCCAAUGUGAGGAGAUAAACUUAGGUGUGUUGUAACUCCUGAAAUUAUUCCAUAACUACCUAGCCUAUCACUAUCCUGUAUCAGGGUAUUUCUCUGCACCAAAGAACAAGGCGAAUGCAGUUUUAUAGUGGGGAAUAUUUACCCCAUUAACUAAAUUAUUAAAAGUUGAACAUUCCAAAUGAAUGGUUAACUUGAGGGAAUCUCAUAUAUUCUUCUCUUUAAUUCAUUAGGAAUAACUUACACAAAUAAUAUCUAUGUUAAAGAAUUGCUCAUGAUGAGGGUUUAAGCCCUCGCUUAAUAAGACACUCGACAUUACAACAAUUCAGUAACACUUUGUGAAUCUCUUGCCUAUAUCUGUGAAGUGUACUGUGAAAGUGUGUUAAAUUGCCCUUAAGUGUACUGCAACUCUUUCCAUCACUAAACACUUUCCUCUUGCUUUUUCCUUACUAAAAGUGCUAGCCUUCAUUAAUGUGUUUCUUUCAUAGCUUUCUUAGUUUUUAGGACUGUGUUCAGUAAGUGAUAUUGAGGAAGCAAGAAAACAGUCAAGGGUGGUCUGCUUUCAUAUCUCUUAUACUAUAUGUAAGAAAGGUUUUCUUGGCUUUGACAGCAUUUUAAUUCUUGGUAGUCAGAUUAUUAAGAAGGUUUGUAUGUUUGGCAUAUUUUAUUCUAAUGUGAAUUUCUUGUCACCACAUAAAGGAUAACUGUUCAGUUCUUUAAAAUGCCAUGAUGCCAGUAAGGAUUAAUUAAUGAGACACAUAAGCACUAAAUCUGUAGUCUUGAGAAAUAUCUUUGAUAAAAAUUUUGCAUUAUGAAUUUACAUUCAUUUCAGUCUAGGAAUACCAAGUCAUAAACACAUACUUUGCUAGUGGUUCAGUCAUUUAAUAUAAAUAUUAUGCCUCUUAUUCAUAACUGAAUACUCCUCUCUUGUUUAAGUUUGGCCUGGGAAGGGGAACAUGAAUUAAAAAAUAUAUAGAAAGUCUAAGUUAUUGAAAGCAUUGAAGAAAUAACAUCCCUAUUCAACCAGUUUAUCAUCACCAGUGAUUACAAAUGUACUUAAGUGUUUGAGUAUUGGCCAUGAUUUCUUCUUGCAUCCUAAAUUAGAGUACUGUAAUAAGUGUUGUGGCAUUUAUUACAAUACAUUUGUUGAAAUUUACAUUGUUUUGAGAUACUUGAGAAUUGUCCCAGUAAGGUAUUUUAUAAUUCUUCUAAAUAAUGGUUAUUAUACAGUAUUUAGCCCUCUGCCACAAGUAAACUAAUGCAGUAAUAGCACUAUUUUAUAAUCAUCAUUUUAUUCCAGUGGAUCUAUAUUCAUUCAUUGUUUCAUUAGCACUUGGUUUGCCAUAUUUUAAUAGACUCCAAUUGUACCAGAGUCCACAUAAUACACUCCCAACAUCUAGAAUGCUUGGUGCUCUCACUCAAACCAGCUUUCUCACUGAAAGUCCCACCUUUAAUGCACACUCACUCUUUGACAUUUUUAAACUAACCACUUACACCACCUAUGACCACUUUUGCAUCUACACUAAACCCCCCACCUCCCCUAGCCCCUACCCUUGCAUAAUUGACGAUACUGGUGAGAGGGGGACUCCUGAUGCAAGGAAUUUGACUUGUUCAUCCCUUCCUCAGAUUGAACCUAAUUGCUUCCCAUUCCUCAAGCAAUUCUAUAACCACAGCAGAUUUACCACUUUCCCUUAAAUAUAAUAAUGUGAUGUAUGACUCAUGCUGGCUUAGCAUAUGCUUUGAAUAUGAUGAUAAAAAAAAAGUUUAAUUGUUAGAUGCCUUAUAAAGAUCUGACUAGAGGAAAAUCUUGCUCACUAAUGACUGAUAUUCUUUCCUCUACAUACAUAUUGGUGCACCAUUUUAGUACACUGGGGAUGAUCUAGCUGCAGGUUUUUAACAUAGUCAAGCCAUUGAUCCUGCUUCAACAAAAGUGCUAGUUAACUAAUACGUACUUUAGUGGGCCAGUUUUAUGGCAUUCCACUUAUGUGGAUUUAGAUCCAUAAUUAUUUUCCUCCUAUUAUCUACUAUAUAAUUUCAAUAUUUUUUUUUUGUGCAUAUUAUAAUGGUGUUUUAGAACUUAUUUCAAUAACUUCUGCUGGGUUUCCAUGUUUUUAAUCACCAUUAUGUGCCUUUUUACUCCUUGGAAUAUCAUAGUGACUACUCUAAAGUAACAGUCUGGAUUAGCUUGGCUCCCAUAAAUCCACACAGAAAUGGCCUGCUAAUCUUCAAAAAACAUUCUCAUCUGUGACUGGGUUCAGUAACUUAGACCUUGUUCAUUAGCACCAAGUGCAAGCAAAUGUGUAAAUAAACUUGGCUUUGUAUACCCUGCUGGCACCAUUGCUAUCAAAAUCAGAUUGCCUGUACAUCCUUGAGAUCUUUUUGUUUAUGCCAUCUACCAGCAUACAGUUUACUUUAAACUAUGUUGCAGAUAUAAUAGUAGUGAAUCACUCAAGAUCGUACUUGGUAUAACCACAGUUGUACAACCUCCUUUAAGGUUCUGCAGGGGUUGUAAGUUAGUCUUGAACUUUUAUAGUUUGCUAUAAUAGUUUACUUGGUGGCUAACCAUCCUAUUAUUAUUAUUAUUAUAAUCAAAAAAGAAGCGCUAAGCCACAAGGACUAUACAGCGCUAACCAUCCUAAAGAGUCAUCAUACUGCCAGGUUCUUUUGAAAGUCUUAAAUUUAAGUUAUUUUGCCAAAAAGUACAUUAUCAUGACUGCUCAGACAGAUGCAUGUAAUGACAAGGUCUUAUAUUGCUACAAACUAAUGAUGCAUUCAGUAUGAAGCAGUUGUUUAUUACAACAAAAAUGAAAGCUUGUAAUGCUAGCUCCUACCACCUUGAACAAAUACAGUUUUAAAGAUUUUAAUUUUUUUUUUUUUGGAGUUUUUGUGUUUGCUACAAAGAGUACUGUAUAACUGAUAAGCUUCCUCUCUCUCACAUAAACUCUCCCUCUUCCUCCCUGUCCUGCCUUCCUUUCACAAUCCCCCAGUCUCCAUCUCAUUCUUUCCUUUAUCUUCUCUCUUCUCAUUGUUUCUUCUCUCUCCCUUCCAUUCCUGUUUUUUCUGUUUUUUACUCUUAUUGUAAUGUGUAUCCCUCUGGUGCUUGUAUAUCAUUUUUUCCUUUCCCAUAAUGCAUUUUGUCAUUAUAGUUCUGACAGCAUAACACAAAGAGACAACUCUUGGUAUUUUGGCUGGACUUCAAAACAAGUCUCACUUGUCCCCCACCUCAAUAGCUGGACAGACUGUGGCUUAGGGUAGCGAUGUGCACUUUGCCUACAUAUGCUCAGUUACCGUUCAAACUUUGUGGCACAAGGUACCGCUGAAGAAUUUUGUGAAAUAUAACCUGGUAGUUGAUUGUUUUCAGGUUUGGACAUUACUAAAGUAGUCAUCAGUUGGAGGAUUACUUCUUUUGUUCAGUCUAAAGGUUUGGUGUAAGAGAAUGUUAAAUUUUGAACUUUGUUGGAAGGCAGCUCACUAUUUUAAUGUAUGGAAGUGAGUCAAAUGUGUGGUGGGAGAAUGAUGGAAAAAUAGCAUUAGAGCUGGAGUUUUGUUAUUAGAUGUUGAGCAUGAAAUGAAAUUGUACAAAGCUUAAAAAAAAAAGAUAGAUAAGGCUGAAGUUGUGCACUAUGAAUUAAUGACAAAGAGCAUGGAAAUGAAAUAAUAAAGGGGCAAAUUUAAAUAUGAAUUACAUGGGAGGAGAGAAAGCAUGUAUGCGAAUUAGGUGUUUUAGUAUGUGGAAGAGCGAGGUAUGCAUAGAGGACUGCAUUUAAUACAGCUGAAAAUAUAGUAGACAUACAAUGUGAAUGUAUUCUACAGCAGUAAAUAAUAAUGUAUGGAUAUUAAAAAAGUAACCUAAGUAUGAAAGAUGACUUAGAGUAGUUGUUUUAUAAGGUUCUUACUUGGGCUAAAAAAAAAAAAUCAGUUAUUACCGGAAACACAUUUCUGCGGGGAAAAGGCCUGAUGUGAAAAUUGAGCAGUCACAAAAGUACACUGUAUUUAUUCAGGGAUAGCAUUGUACUUUGUUUGUACAUUCACAUAAUGCAUGAAGAUAUUUGUCAGUUGUGCACUCUUCAUUGAACAUAAUCCUUAAUGACUGCAUAAGAGUUGGUGUGUAGUACUAUUUUUUUUUUUUUCUCCUACAGCAAUAUUUCAGACAAAGUCUACAAAGAGGCCCAUGCUUGAACCUUUAAAUCUCCUAAUUGUGUAUAUUCAUCCUAAUCAUUGUGUAUUAUGUAUAUAUAAAUAUGUAUGUAUGACUGUUAUUUUCUUAGGUCUUGCACAAUCUUUAGUUUUAUUCAAAAAGAGAUGUGGGGCUUAACCAGUGACCACAAGAUUUGACGAGUGGCAUUAUUAAGGAGAAAUAUUUAAGCAUGGUUUUAAGAAGCCAUUGUGAAUGUAUGGUGUAGCUAGAGGGGGAGCAUCAUGGGAACAUUAUACAUUUCAUCCUCAUACAUUUUUUUUAUUUACCUAUGAUUUGAAAGAAUGUAUAAACUGUUAUUUCUGAAGUUGGUCUAUGAUAUUGCAAAGCAGCUUAAUUCAUUAAGGAUUUGAAUCACCAAAGCAUUUUUAAAUUCUCUACUUGAUUUUUACCUUAAUUAUGGUUAGGUUUAACAAACUUUUUGAUACAGUGGUGAUGGGUUCUGGUACUGACGUUUAAGCAGAUAUGGCAGUGGUGGUGAAUGAUCCGUCAUACGGAGCUUUAAAUGCAUCGUCACACGUGUUGAUAUUUACUAAUUAUCUGCAUAGUCUGUACCAUAGUCUCCCAUCAGGAACACUGUGAUAUUUACUACUGUAUAUGAAUAAGUUUAGUUUUGUAAUUUAAUUUGGCAUGAUCAAAGAUUUAAUCAUAUGUACCAUUUAGACAUUGUACUAAAUUUUACAAUGAUAUACAGUACUAUUCUUUGUAACCAGCUUUUCCUCUAUGCAGGGAAUUAUUUUCAAAGUUCUUGUCGUGUUACUUCUGAAUCUAAACCCUCUAGAAAGAGAGCAAUACAAAAAUGGCCUUCCA
Messenger RNA from Cherax quadricarinatus, 6339 nucleotides. The record is from RefSeq and is a predicted model, not a curated record. Lineage: Eukaryota; Metazoa; Arthropoda; Malacostraca; Decapoda; Parastacidae.